Molecule: messenger RNA, 2324 nt
Organism: Pecten maximus
Lineage: Eukaryota; Metazoa; Mollusca; Bivalvia; Pectinida; Pectinidae
Exons: 7
Coding region: 132-944 (270 amino acids)
Cellular component (GO): trans-Golgi network
Source: RefSeq, a predicted model, not a curated record
CACUGUACCGAUAGGUAUGCCACCGAAACGUUUAUAUACUGUGUAAUAGUACCACUUGGUGUUCGCUUUAUAACAGAUUGGAUUACUGCGAGUUUUGUUAUUCUGACGAGGGGUGAAUUUCACGGUUUACCAUGAACUGGACAAUUUAUAUGGUGUGUUUAUCCCUAGUGUCUGGGACAUGCGCACUAACAUGUACACAGAGAGAUUUAUGUUCCUGUACAAUGGACGACGGCAGUGGAGAUGUUGAUGUUUCUACACUUGGCAAACAAGAUGGAACAGCAAUGUUCCAAGAUAUGGCUAGCGUUGACGGCCAGAUAUAUUCCCUCAACCUAUGCUACCCAUUUAAUGAAUUAACAUGUGCAAAUGCAGCAGCGUGUCAGAUACUGUCGGACGGCAGCGCCAGUUAUCAGAUCGGGGAUGCUACUAAUGUCGGUUUUGAGGUUGAUACUUUAAACCAGGUCCACAUUAAAUACACAAAUAUCGACCAGGGAUCUGGUCUUACGAGGACAACAGAUGUGACAUUGGUAUGUAACCCCACGGCUGAUCCCCCACUAGUAUCCGCAGAUGGUGAGACAGCUCCGGGAUCCGUCACUUACUUAUUUACCGCAAACUCGAAAUGCGCAUGUCCAGGCGGUUGUGGGGGCGGACCUCCGCCACCAGACCCUACAACCACCAAAGGCCCUGGUCCAAACCCCGGUCCACAGCCUAGCACUGGAGGAUCCUCAGGUGGUAUCAGUAUUGGGACCAUACUUGUCAUUGUAGCUCUAUCGCUAGGAUUUUCGUACAUGGUUGGAGGUAUUUUAUUUAUGAAGAUGGUUCGCCAAGCUCAAGGUACAGAGGUAGUACCUAAUGUCUCGUUCUGGGGAAGUUUACCUGGCCUUGUCAAGGAUGGUUUUGUGUUCACCAUUGGGAAGUGUAAACGUGGAGGCUAUAGUAAAGUGUGACGGAAAUGUAUCUGACUCUAUCUACAUGACCUCUAUCUAAUACCUCCAUGUGUGAUGUUAUAUACCUCAAAAACAAACAGACAAGGCUUUGUGUAUAAUGGGCUCAUAGGUUGGUAAAUAAUACUCGUAGAUAUCAUAACUGAUAAUAUAUAUUUAUAGAUACUUGUGUAUGCUUCAAAUCACUACAUCAAUUUACAAGCACUGAAAUUGUUACGGGAUGCAAGUUAAUUUGCUCGCAAAAAAUGCACAUCUCUGGAAAGAUCUGAAGGAAUAAAAUUGUGUAAUAAAGUAUUGUUGUUAAGAUAUUUAUAGAAUGAGAGCAUCAGCACUGACUUUAAAUACGAUUGAAGUUAAAAUGAUCACUACUUUCCGUCAUUUUAGAAACAUUGAAAUGAAAAGGUCAAAGGUCCUACUUACACUUGUGAAAUAUUUAAAGUAUUUACGGUAUGUUUACAUACAAUAUAUAUGAUUCAGGAAAUUGAUACCAGAAUAUUUAUCUGGACAGUGUUUUUUUGUGGACAUGUGACUUUCGUAAGAUAUAUAUAUGUUGUACAUAUUAUAAAUACAGUGUUUCCAGAAUAGAUUAAUCAAUGUUUGCGCCAAUAUGUUUAAAGUAUCAUACUUCUAUCCUCUCGAGAAAAGAACUAAUAUCAAUAUCAUUGUCAAUAUAAACCGCUAUGCAUGUGAUUAUUGUAAAGCUUUAAACUCGGAAUGUCCAUUGUUAAUAAACGUUUUGUUUGUAUAUAUAGGCAAUUAAUUAAAAUUUUAUUAUAAGACCAUGAUUUAUUAUGUACAUGCUAUAUAACAAAAUAGGAAAAGGAGGUUUCCAAGCUUGACGUAACACAGGGACCUGAGGAUUUGUUACAGUCUAUGUCUAUCUAACUAAAUAGAAACAGGAGGUUUCCAGGCCUGACGUAACACAGGGACCUGAGGAUUUGUUACAGUCUAUGUCUAUCUAACUAAAUAGAAACAGGAGGUUUCCAGGCCUGACGUAACACAGGGAUCUGAGGAUUUGUUACAGUCUAUGUCUAUUUGGACUUAUCAUGAUUACCACAUUUUCAGAUUCUUUUUUUUUUUAUUUCAUUUUUUUGUGGGGUGGGGGUUGAGAAGAGACAGAAUUCGGUAAAAAUGACACCCUCCGUAUUAAUGAACAUUGAGUCGAGGGGUGUUAUUAUUACCAAAUUUUAAUCCAGAAUUUUAAUCAUGUGCUAAACAGACUAGGGAAGAUCAAAAUACAAGCGGACUGUAAGAAAUUCUCAGUUCCCUGUGGUAAAUACAAUAAAACAAAUUUAGGAAUGAAGAAUGCACUUUUAUUUUUAUUUAACAUUCAAAAAUGUUAUAUAUAUCAUGUCAUAAUAAAGAAGACAAAUGACAAUGGUA